Molecule: messenger RNA, 2227 nt
Organism: Paraphaeosphaeria sporulosa
Lineage: Eukaryota; Fungi; Ascomycota; Dothideomycetes; Pleosporales; Didymosphaeriaceae
Exons: 4
Coding region: 102-2210 (702 amino acids)
Source: RefSeq, a predicted model, not a curated record
GGGCUUGUAAUGCUCAGCACAUCAAAAGGUGCUCCAUGCCCAUCUCGCACGAACAUGGCUUCUCGCGUCUUCACUUCACGCGCAGUCCUUCCUUUUGAACUAUGACGGACGUUUACACUGGGUUCUGGAUAGACUGGGAGAAAGGUCGAUCCAAAGGCGCCACUUUGACUUUGCCACAAGCACAAGGCUUCAUUCUAGUAUCAUUCCUUACACUGUUCGUUCAGUUCUCCGGAGCUUGCCUCUGGCGCGUGGUUUGCUUCAUACUACAUCAAGCCCGCUCGACGACGGCCCCGCGCGAUGGCCUCUUCCAGCAGCAACAAAUCAUCCUCCGAAAUGCGAUCACAGCCCCAAAUGCGCUGUGGAACUUAAGCCGUUCUACCUUAGCAUGGCGAGGCCAUGUCGAAUCACCUUUCCGCCAAGCUAUGGCUCUCAUUUUGAUCACCGUUAUACACAUGUCCUUCUUUGGUGUGGCUGGUCUAUUCUCUUCGCAGAUUGCAUCCACAGGUGCAGGUUCGGCGCUCGUCAGAUCUGAAGUCUGUGGUUAUCCUAAAGAGAUCUCCCACAUCCGCGCAGUGGAGGCGUACAAUCUCGAAGGCGAUCAGCUAACUACCUUCAAUUCGGAAGUCUUGCUCGGACGCUUGACGCUGACGAAGAGCGCUACAUACGCCCGAUCGUGCUACACCAACCCUCUCGAUAGCGGCGCGACAGAUUGUAACAUCUAUAUCAAUACCUAUCUCGAAGGGGUCGAUGUAUCGGCCGUCGAAAACGCAACGUGCCCGUUUGGGGGAAAUUCGUGUGGCACUUCCAAAGGCGUCAGAUACGACUCUGGUCAUAUCUCGAGUAGCAAGCAUCUUGGUAUCAAUUUUCCGCAAUCGGAAGAUGUCUCGAUCAGGAGAGUCACAAGUUGUGCGCCGAUUGACAGCGAACAAUACGCUACUGAUUGGAAACCCAAUCGCAUUGAAGCAUUCGGUGGAAGGACCAAUACCAGCGUGCGCUUUUGGGAGUUCGGACAAGGGCCUCAGGGAUGUCGGGCAACAAUUCCAAACAAUCAGACUGCAGAUACAACUUUCUGUGUUAGUCAAUAUCAGAAGGACUAUUGGCAGGAGCCAUACACUGUUCUAGCUGUCACUGCCUACGUCGACAAUACAACCGCUAGCGACUUCAAGCCAAUCUCGGACUUUCAGCGAGACGACGCUGACGUAACUCUGAUUUCCAUUUUCAGUAAAGCCAAGUACACGGACGUGGUUGAUGACCCCCUUUUCAAUGCUCACAACAACUCAUUUACUAAGGGAAGCAAUGGCAAAAACUUCUCCACCCCCACCACCGACCUCUCAGUCCUGGGCUGCACAGAACAGUAUCAGUUUUGCAACACCGUAAACACGAAGUGCACCAAGUUAACCGGGCUGUACGCUGCCUUGAAGACUGUCGAGAACGGCGACUUGCAACUCUCCCCACAACAAGCUGCCAUCUUCCGCGUCAUAUGGAAGGCGGCAUGGUCGAUGGUUCUCCAAUGGGCCACAACUAUCCUGGAUAACUCGCUGCUGCUCGCGCAAGACUUCGUCUUUACGAUGAAGUCGACCACUUCAUCUCCACUACCGCCCAACCAGUGGAUACAGGAAGCGCAUAACCUGCACAACCUAUCACUCGCGGUUCUGCAGCGUCGUGUCAACGAAUUCUCGUCACCGGAGAAUUUCGAUAUACGUCCUGGGCUGAAUUCUUUAAAACAGAUCAAUGUAACGACGGAUCCGCACGAGCUCAACAUUUGUCAGCUCCAGAAGAUUCGCUCUACUGCACAUGUGAGCGUCAGUGUGCUCGGCAUGUGCGUGAUCCUGGGUGUAGGAUCGAUCUUGAUUUUGCUCGACUGGACGCUUAUACAGCAGAUAUUCUGGUUCCGUUCUGUUACCCACUAUAGGCAAGCGAAGAAGGCAGAUUGGCAGGCAACAGGAAUGUUGCAGCUACAUCGACAAGCCCUGGAGGCGAGAGCAGUGGGUCCCUGGAAAGUGAGUGAUUACUUAUUUCCGGUCCUUGUGGAGCAGGGGAAGAAGUUCCUCGGGCUGAGCGUGAAGCACGAUUACCCCGAGUAUAGCAGUGUGCAACGCGAGGGUUCGGAGUAUAGCUUGAGGGCAAUGGACAAAGGUGGUCAGUAUUCGGCCAUAUCGGCUGAAAUACCCAUUGAAGCGUUGGGCGACCAAAAGGGAAGAGCGCAUUAAAGUCGUGAAUGAAACGA